This is a messenger RNA of Perkinsus marinus ATCC 50983, 1867 nucleotides long. Its product is annotated as RNA helicase, putative. The transcript is spliced from 17 exons. Gene Ontology annotation, molecular function: RNA binding; ATP binding; RNA helicase activity. The record is from RefSeq and is a predicted model, not a curated record. Gene Ontology annotation, cellular component: cytoplasm; nucleus; ribonucleoprotein complex. NCBI's taxonomy places the organism in Eukaryota, Perkinsozoa, Perkinsida, Perkinsidae. Bases 1 to 1755 code for a protein of 584 amino acids.
AUGAUAUCUACCCUGCGAUUGAGUACCCCAUGGGCCCCUGCUGUUCUUGGUCGUAUCGCCUCAACCUUCGGGGCUCAGCUACGUUCCUGCACCUCUGCUGCUGCCACGGUCACUAUGAAGCGUCCUCCUCCUCCACCACCACCGACCCCUAAGGUCCCUUCCCGUAACGAGACCGCUGGCCAGGACGACUGGUUCAGCAACGCGAGAUCAGAUUCGCGUAGCACGAGUAGAUUCGAUGGUGCUGAGAGGGACGUGGUGGAGGUAGGAGUAGCCCCUCGAGAUGCUAUGACUGUUUGCUCCCCAGCUUACUCUCGUGGAAAUGGUGUUAGUGACACCGAGGCAUUUGCUGGUAGUGGCCUACAGCCUAUAAACUGGCAGGGUGAGGCGUUGACGCCAUUCACUAAGAAUUUUUACAAGGAGCAUCCGGAUGUAGCAGCGUUCACUGAUGAGGACUGUGCUGCCUUCCUGGCCGAGGCUGACAUCACGGUCCAAGGCACGCCUCCUAUCCCCAAGCCAAUUAGAACGUUCGAGCAGGGCCAGUUCCCCGAGGUGCUGAUGAAGGAGUUCGAAAAGGCAGGCUACACUGAGCCCACCAACAUCCAGAAGAUCGGCUGGCCGGUGGCCCUCUCUGGCAGGGACAUGGUUGGUGUAGCGCAGACAGGCAGCGGCAAGACGGUUGCCUUUAUGCUACCGGCUAUUAUACACGUGAACGCCCAAGCGCCGUUGAAGCAUGGUGAUGGUCCUGUAGUGCUCGUGCUGGUGCCAACGAGAGAGCUGGCCAUGCAGGUCCAGGCUGAGGCUACAAGGUUCGGCAAAAUGGCUGGUUUGAUGAACACGGCUAUCUUUGGUGGAGUGCCGCGCUAUAACCAGGCUAAUGAUCUCCGUCGCGGCGUUGAGAUCUGCAUCGCUACUCCAGGACGACUUCUCGAUUUCCUCGAGACAGGCGUGACCAACCUUAAGAGAGUCACGUAUCUGGUGUUGGAUGAGGCGGACAGGAUGCUGGACAUGGGAUUCGAACCCCAGAUCAGACGUAUAGUGAGCCAGAUCAGGCCGGACAGGCAGACCACCAUGUGGAGCGCUACUUGGCCGAAGGAGGUCCAGUCUAUGGCGAGAGACUUUUGCCGCGAGGAGCCGAUUAGACUUACUGUUGGCAACACUCAGCUGCAGGCUAACCCUGAUGUGAAACAGCGAGUCGAGGUGGUAUCAGAAAUGGACAAGAGACAGAUGUUCUUCGACUGGCUCAAGGAGACAUACCCUAAGGGUAGUCGUAUUAUAGUCUUCACUGAGACGAAGAAGGGUGCGGAUGCAUUGACCAGAGAAAUGAGGUACAACAAUUUCAACGCGGCGUCAAUCCAUGGGGAUAAGGAGCAACGUGAAAGGGACAGAAUACUCAACGACUUCAAAACUGGCCGCUGUAAUGUAUUGGUCGCGACUGAUGUUGCUCAGCGUGGGUUGGACAUAAAGAACGUUGAAUGGGUGGUCAACUACGAUAUGCCUAAGACCGUUGAAGACUAUGUCCAUCGAAUCGGCCGUACAGGAAGGGCCGGUGCUGUGGGUAACUCCCUAACCUUCAUAACGAACGACACGCACACCCCAGAUAGGGUUAGAAUGGCCAAGGAUAUCGUGAAGUGCAUGGAAGACGUGAAACAGACCCCUCCGCAGUCCCUCUAUGACAUGGCAGCUAUUAGCAUUGCCUCGGUCAGGGGCGGUGGCAAUGGGAGUUUCCGAGGCGGCUUUCGUGGUGGUCGGAGAUGAAGUCGCCUCCUAAAAUUUUCCAACAGUUUCAGAGACUUUUUCAUCGUUUCCGUAUUUUCACUGUUAUUUUCAUUAUUGCUGCUGCUGCCGACGUAGUAGACGACCUGUCAUC